This is a messenger RNA of Tetrahymena thermophila SB210, 1443 nucleotides long. RefSeq names its product dual specificity phosphatase domain protein. Gene Ontology annotation, cellular component: chloroplast. The transcript has 8 exons. NCBI's taxonomy places the organism in Eukaryota, Ciliophora, Oligohymenophorea, Hymenostomatida, Tetrahymenidae. Gene Ontology annotation, molecular function: starch binding; carbohydrate phosphatase activity; protein tyrosine/serine/threonine phosphatase activity. Gene Ontology annotation, biological process: starch catabolic process; protein dephosphorylation. The record is from RefSeq and is a predicted model, not a curated record.
AUGGGUUUUCUCGCAGAUAAUCCAUAGGAUGAUUCAGAGGCCUUGUCAACAGCAGCAUAGGCAACUCCAUCCACAACACAAGGCAGUUCCGAAAGUUCUACAGACACCAUUUCAAGCUCCACGCAAAUAUCAGGAUUUUCGACUGCAUCGCUUGUAAAGAAGCAUUAAUCAUAAGUUAAAUUCAAAAUACAUUAUCAGGCCACAUUUGGCUAAUCACUCUACGUUGUAGGAUCAAUAAAAGCUCUUGGUAAGUGGCGAAUAGAGAAAUCUCUUCUUAUGAAAUGGACAGAAGGACAUUAUUGGGUUGCUUCACUUGCCUCAAGUGAAAUCGACUCUGCAGAACUAGAUAAACUCAUCGAAUACAAAUAUUGCUUGGCCAACACAGUAUAUCCCGAAUAGUAUCUCAUUUUGUGGGAAGAAGGUCCAAAUCGUUCAUUCUACUUCCCUGAAGUUAGUCAGCUUUGCUUGAAUGACUUUUGGAGUCUAAGAAAAGUUAUUCUCAGGUUAUUUGAAGCCAAGAAUGACAAAGAUUUAUACGUUUUGGGAGAUUGUGAAGAAAUUGGCACAUAUGAAUCUCCCUCCAAAAUGGAAAGAGUUGUGUAAACAAACUUUGCUGACUUAAGCUAGACCGUAUUCUUUGAAAAGACUCUUCUUGUUAAAGCUCACAAGCAAAAAAUUAAAUACACAUACGCAAAAAAAGAUACAAAUUAAAUGCUGAUAAUAGACAGACAACCUAGGAAACUUCAGAUUAAAUAGCCUCCAAAGCAUAUUCACAUUGAAAUCAACGACAAUUCGUUUUCGAGCAAGUUCUAGGUCACGAAAAUAGACGAUAAUAUUUAUCUAGGUCCCUAUCCUCAAAGCGAAGAAGAUGUUAAAGAACUGAGUGAGAGAGGCAUAAGGGCAGUGCUUAAUCUAUAAACUGAAAAAGAUAUGUAACUUAAGGGAGCAGCAUACAUAAAGCUCCUCCGUUUCUAUAAGACUUAUAACAUUCAACCAUUUCAUUUCCCAGUUAUCGAUAUGGAUGUCAUAGACAUGUGUUACAAACUGCAGGAUGUUUCCCGUCUUUUAAACUAUUUAGUCUCCACAAUGAAAAGAGUGUAUGUUCACUGCACAGCUGGUAUGUUCAGAUCUCCCCAAUGUGUCAUCGGUUAUUAUACUUACUUUAAAAACAUGAAAGUCUAACAAGCUAUAAAAUAUGUCGAAAACCAACAUCCUCAUUCCAAAAUAAAUAAAGGUUACAUUGAAACUAUCAUGAACUGCACUCCAGUGCCGACUUAUAAUUCCAUGAAUGAUAUUGAUAAAAAAUACCAGAAGAAUCACAUAUCUGAUUCUGAUUUUUUCGAUGACGAUGAUGACGAUGAUAACAAUAAUUUACUAAUUUCUCAUACAGAAUCAAUAAUUAAUAUCAACAACAUCACAGAUAUUAGCCCAAUUUUAACAUGA